UAUUUCUAUACUCAUUGUUUCCUUGUCAUGCCUAAUACAGAUAUCACUGUAUCUCAAUUUCUGUAUAUGCGAUAUCGUGCAUGAUACUACUGGUAUAAGAUAUGAUGGUAUGAUAUGUUGAACAAUGCGGAUUUCUCAUCAGAACAAUUGACACCGAGUGCAAAUUUGAACGAGAGUACAUAGGGAAAUGAAAUUUUAUGAAAAUACACAAAUAAGUUCAGAAUAGAGCAGGCGGGGAAGUAACACGCCGCACUCAUCAUAUUCUACCAUAUGGGACGCAUAGACGGAAAUAUACGAAUACUUCCAGGAAACAUAGAAAUUGCGUAGAUAAAUGAAACACAUAUAUGCUAUGGAUACUCCGUAUACAACGAUUUAUUGUCCAUUAUUUGCGAUGACAGUCCUAACCCAUCUUUAUAGAUUGACCCAUGCUGACCAAUGUACCGGGAACAUGAAUUGCAGUAACAGACAGGAAGGCGAUUGUAUUGCGUGUAGAUGUCCUCUUGGAUUCAUUGGAACAAAUUGUGAGAAACAGUGUCCUUAUCCUGGCUAUGGAGAACAUUGCCAAAUGACGUGCAAUUGUGAGGAACAGUAUUGUAAUCAUACAACAGGGUGUCAAGCUGGAUCGCCAACACUACCACCAAUUGUUCGAAGUACAACUUCUUCACAUAUUAUGUCUUCAAUCAAUCCAACCACUAAAGAAUGUUCACCAGGAUACACAGGGAACAACUGUGAUAUUCCAUGUCGAUAUCCGAGUUAUGGAGUCAGUUGUCAACUGGAAUGUAAUUGUACGGAAGGGAAUUGCCAUUUCCAAACUGGAUGCAUUGAUCACACGACUGCUGAGGAUGAAGAGAAACCAUCAUGUAAUGAUACACAAAGUGGAAGAACCAUGAGAAGGGAGUCACUUGAGUAUGGUGUUGCUGUUCUUGGUCCCGUGGCUGUAAUCCAGUUCUCAGCGUAUUUCUGUUUACGUUAUUUAUACAGACCUGCUGUAUAUGAAAUCAACCACCUGUGAUAAUGUAUUUUCUAACUUCAUCACCACACUGCAAUGUUGCUUAGCAGUGUGAUAUAUUUGUGCUGCGUUUCUUCGUUUGAUAUGUUACGUAUGUGUUAUUUUAAUCUAGACAUGUUGGCAAUAUACACAAUCAAACUCUUUUAAGAGACAGUUACUGUUCAAGGUCGUAACUGUAAAGCAUAAAUCAGCAUCGAUUUGAAGACAUUUCUUUUUAGAAUCCCCCAAAUUGUCACGAUACCGUUAAACGCUUACCUAAGAUCAGUAAUGGGCUGUCAUUACACGUUGUUGAAGGGGAUUUUAUUUCUCCUAAAGCCAAUAUGAAUAUACCCGUAAUUGGAGAAAUCAAUGAAUUUUGAUUUAACUAAAAUUCCCUCACCAAAUAUGUGUUUCAUGACCCGCCAAAAUAAGAUCGAAUAUCCCAAUCUUCUAAUCAACGAACAAAGCAUGAUAUUCUACAAUUAUAGCAGUUUUAUUAUAACAAUGCUAAAUUUCCCAGAACAUUUUGACAUAAUUAGAAGAAACUUUGAGGGACAGUUCCAUGGCACAUACAUUAUGCUUAAAAUUCAAAUCAGCAGACACAAAAAGAAACCUUGUUUCAUAGAAUUUGUUGUCACUUUAACAUACCUCUGUAAACAUAUCACAAUUAUAUUGUUUUAUGCAUUUAGUUUGUCAAUACAACCUAUCAGGUGAUAUCUGACAUGUUUCAUACCGAUCAAUAGGCCGUUCUUGACACACUGGCUGGUUUUAACUACGGAACACUUUUUAUUGAUUUAAGCCUAUCCGAAUAUAAAAUAUUAAAAUUGAAAUAAUUGAUAAAACUGAAGUAACACAUAGAUCGAUCGUAGGUUUUAGAAGUUUAUUGUAACAUGUAUUAUUUUAGGCUUAGUUUUCAAACCCACAUUCCUACUCUCUAACAGUCUAUCACAACAUUCGUUUUCAUCAAAAUCCUACUCAAACUCUUGAAUCACACUUACUCUCUUCAUCAUCCAUUCUUGCAUCUAUUAUUUUACUAUCCCCAACAUUCUCAUAUAAUACUUUUUUAUGUCUCUAUCUCUCAUAUUCAGUUUCACUUCAGUUUCAAUCUCAAUCUCAAUCUGAUCUGUAUCAUAUUUUAGCAUAGAAACGCUCUACUGCCUUUAUACGAUGGAAUCUUAAAUUGUCGUGGUCUGUUACUCCUGAGUUCGGAAACCAGUUCAGUCAGUGACAAAAUUCUCAGCAUUCCUACACUCACCUACCCCAUGAAUCAGGCACAGGUAACAUGUUAAUUUUGACAUUAGCUUGCAACCAGUCUCUCCCGUCUUUCCAAUAUCUAAAUUCUCUUUUCAAUUUUCAUAUCUAGUCUUAUCAUUUUCCGCAUCACCUUUCAAAACUUUUUGAGGCUUGACCCGAUUUUGCCCCUGAUGUAACUUUAAUCGGCCAAAAUGUCACACUUUCGUGUUGUGUUAUACACGGUGUAGUUUGCCUGGUUCCCUGUCCCUACUAUAAUGAUCCACGUUGCCUUUGUCAGUGAGCCAGGCAACCAGGCAGAUGGUAAAGUUUCACUUGGAGAUCCUCGAGUGGCUUCCACAUCGCAUUAUAUUGUAUAAAACACUGUGUAGUGAAGUCACCCGACAAUUACCGAUGUAUAUCGUGAGAAACGACUCUGUAUGCAGACUGUUUAUGUGGUAGCAUUGCCAUUUUGUUUGUUUGAUUUGUUUUCUUUAUAAACCAAUAUGAGGGCGAUAA
This is a messenger RNA of Ostrea edulis (European flat oyster), 2737 nucleotides long. RefSeq names its product cell death abnormality protein 1-like. The coding region runs from base 332 to 1012 and encodes 226 amino acids. NCBI's taxonomy places the organism in Eukaryota, Metazoa, Mollusca, Bivalvia, Ostreida, Ostreidae. Gene Ontology annotation, molecular function: scavenger receptor activity. The record is from RefSeq and is a predicted model, not a curated record. The transcript is spliced from 6 exons.